AUGGAGUCUCAUGUUUUUGAAUGAUUAACUCAAGAUUACCUUUUUUUAAAUAAUUCAGCCGUUUCCAGUAAAUUUUUUUUCAGUGGAAGGUUUAUAUUAAUAUUGAAGAUUUGAACAGAAGAAAAAUUGCUGGAAGUAGAAAAAAAUGACAAUCUUUAUGGAUUUUAAAAAUUUUUUUUCGUAUAAUAUUAAGGAUAAAGAUAAUUUUCUAUGCCCUAUUUCUCAUACGCUUCUAAAAAAACUAUGAUUGGAAGUUUGUUUUUUUGAACUUCUAAUAUUUUUUUCUGUUUGAAAUAUUUGGUCGGAGAGAGCUGAUUUGUGAAAUUUUCCAAUCUCUUUUGAACUUUUUUUCUUUUCCAAAUCCUCAUGAAUUUGCUCAGGUUUUCGUUGAUACCGACGCGGAUUUGCGUCUGGCUCGACGGUUAAAUCGGGACAUCAACGAAAGGGCCAGGGAACUCGAUGGAGUCCUCGAACAGUACUUCAAAUUCGUCAAAGUAGCUUCGAAUUCGAAGAAAAAGAAAAUUAUGCUUGGUUUUUAGCCGGCUUUCGAUUUGUACAUCGCUCCGGGGAUGAAAGACGCGGAUAUCAUUGUGCCGCGAGGCGGUGACAACGACGUCGCCAUCAAUUUGAUCGUCAAGAAAGUCAUGGCCCAGCUUCUUGAACGAGGUUUUUAAUUGAAGAAAAAUUAUGAAAAUUAUGAGAAAAAAAAUUUUUGGAUGGUUUUUAAUAUGAUUCAGUGUAGCAAAUUGUCUUAAAAAGGGUUUUUUUUUGUAGAGUUUUAAGGACACAUGUCAGUUUUUCAUUCAGAAUUCAUUUCAUUUUUUUCAUUUCAAAUGUUUAUUCGCCAUUCCGCAAUCUGCACGACAAUACAAAACAUAAAACAAUCAAAUAAAUAUUGGAAUUUUCGAAAAAAAUUUUUGCGAAAAAAAUGUCAGAUUUUUCAACCUGAAUUCGAUGAUCAACCAACGGAAUAGUUCUUUGAUUUUUUUCCAACAAAUUUAAAAUUUAGGCCUUUUUUUUAAGUUUGAGAAGACCAAUUUUAUUUAUUUAUUUUUGAAUUUGAGGCGAAUAUUUUCAGCUUUUUUUGGAGAAUGGUAUAAUUUUUUUGGGCUGAAAAGCUUCUUAAAGGCUUUUAUAGAAGAAUUCCCAAUAAAAAUCAUCUUUUUAUGGCGUGUUCAUCGGGCAAAACGAAAAUUGUUUCGAAAAGCAAAAAAUUGCUCCAAAAAAAAAAAAUAAGUACUGGGGCGCGCCGAUGAAUACGAUUUUUCAUUUUGAAGCAUUUUCCGUUUCUCCGAUGGAAACUCCAUUAGUUUUGGAAAGUUAAUUGAAAAUGCCUUGUCAGAUCUUAAAAUUUCGCAGUUUUGAAUAAAACUCUACGCUGAGAUGUGCACAAAAAUGAUAGCUUGUUGCACGUUUUGCUAUACUUUCUCAAGAAAAUAUUUUUUGAAGAAAUUAUGGGAGAAUCAUUUUUUCCAGGCUAUGACCGGAAUCAGAACCACGUCCGUGAGCGACCCGAGCCGAUCGAACGGCUCACUUUCCCCGAUUGCCUUCCUGAUAACUUGAUUAUUAUUCGAGACACGCCACAAGUCAAGGGACUUCAUACUUAUAUACGCAGUCGGGAUACCAACAGGUGAGGAGGCGAGAGAUCAACAGCAACUGAAGAGACGGCAGAGAAAGGGGGAACGUUUACCUGUCUGGCCUCUCUUCAGGGUGAUGAUGAUCUCUAACGCCACUCAGAUUCUCCUUAAUGAUGCAAAUGUUGUCUAGAAAAAUUAAUGUUCCGAAUAUUUGAAAAUAUGAAUAUAACUGAUUCACUACUAGCUUGGGACGCUAAAGGGCCUUGAUCUCUCUGCACUCUCCACCAUCCAGGCGCUAUCUCGUGCAUUAUCGUGUCAGGACCCUUUUUUUCGAUGGCUGAAGCCAGCCGUGAAUCAGCUGUAGUAAGCGAGAGUUCAACAGCGACUGGAGAGACGUUAGAGAAAUCAGAAAAAUUUUCCGUUCCUCUAGCCUUUCUUAAGGUAACUGGCCAGUUCUGGAAGCUAUAUUGAGCGGAAUUAAGUUACGUUACCCCAAAAAUGGCCCCUAACUUGGCGAAUCCUAUCAGAGAUCACUAGGUUGACCACUUAAGAUUUAUGUGUGCAAAUAAAUAAUCAAUUUUUCACUGUGGUAUGCCUAAAUAUGCAUUCUAGAAGCUAGAAGAAGCAAAAAUAAAUCGCUUUUUCCUAAAAAUGGCCAAUAACUGCAAAUUCCCCGAGGGAUCACUAAGUUAUGAGCCUCAAGUGACCACUUAAAUUUUUUCGAGGACAACUGUAAAUUCAAUCUUCCCGUGUACUCCAGCUGACUAUGCGUGUAUUUUUCCAGAGACGAGUUCAUUUUCUACUCGGAACGUCUCUCGAGAAUCCUCUUCGAAGAGGCCAUGAACCAUAUGCCCUACCAGGCCGUCGACAUUGAGCUCGUCAACGGCUGCAAGUAACGAAAUGCAGUUGUUGAACAUGUUUGGCAAGCUGGUUGUAUCAGAUCGACGGGAAUCCGGAAGGCGGCGAGCAUCUGCGGCGUAGCCAUCAUGCGUGCUGGCGAAACCAUGGAGAACUCGUUGCGGAACAUCGUCAAGGACUGCAAGGUACCGUUUUAUAAUUGAAAUGGGGAUAGGUUCAUUAACUGCGAUCCGUAAAAAAUAAUGAUGUGAUCAUUUAAGAGAAGAGUCCAGUUUUAAGCCUUUGAAAUGAAGAUUUGGGAGAAAAAGGUAGAGAAAUUAGGGCUUUUGAGAACUAGAAAAAAAUAAUUUUGAAAUUUUUUUGAGAAGAAUAAAAAAAUAAUUUUCGCCUAUUUUGGCCGGAUUUCCGAAUUUUCGUCAAUGGUGUACAUGAAACGAAUUAAAUAAGUACCUUUUUUUGAAUCAUUUUUUUAGUUAUUAUUUUUUUAAACCAUCAGAUUGGACCGAGAUAAAUAAGCUGUUUUUUUGAAUGUUUAAUCCCUAUCUGGUCGUUAAAAAAAUAACAUUUUCUCAUGUAAAAAAAUUCAAAGAAUAAAAAGUAUGAUGGUAAAUUGGCCUUGAGUUAGCCAAGAACUCGAGCUUAAUGAUACCUUUUUUUGUUCGAGAAAGUUCGAAAAAAAUAAAAAAAUUUUUUUGCUUUUUUUAUGACAAUUAGUAUUUGGGAUAGCUCCACAUUUUAUUGUUUCCCCUAUUUUUAGUGAAAUUUUCGGCUUUUACCGUUUUUGAGGUUUUUUUUCAUAGAAAAUCCCAUGUUUGAAUAUUUUUCAUUCAGUUUUGUAUACGAGAGAACUUUCUGUUCGAAAUACGCAACAUCAUGAAUUUUCGAAUCACUAAGUUUGAAUUGUUUGAAAAUUGAUUUUCAGAUGGGCAAAAUUUUGAUCCAAACCAAUGAGACGACGCUUGACCCUGAAUUGCACUAUCUUCGCCUUCCUGUCGAUAUCCACGACUAUAAGGUCAUUCUGAUGGACGCCACUGUUGCCACAGGUUCAUUUCCAUUUUUAUUCUAUAUCUUUCAAAUAAUUGAAUUUUCUCAUAAUUUUUCAAAAGAACUAAUUUGAAGGAAACGCGGCGAUGAUGGCGAUCCGUAUAUUGUUGGACCACGACGUGACGGAGGAAAAUAUUUACCUGUGCUCUUUGGUGAUGAGCGAACAGGGAGCACAUUCCCUGGCCUACGCCUUCCCCAAGGUGCUUUUUUAAUGGAUUUAUUGGAAGGGAAACUUUUAUAGAAAAUCGGGCUAUCGACAGGUUAUUGAAAAAAAGAAAACCCAAAAAAUUGAUAAUCUCAUGAAAAAAAAAAUCAAAUCUUUUUUCAAAAUUUUAUCCAUCAAGUUUUGCAUUUUUAGAAGGCUUUGAGGGAGGAUUAGAAAAAAAAAAAAAUGAGAAAUCGGUUUUUUGGGGAUUUUCACGUCUACAAAUUUUGAGUAAAAACGGAAAUUUUCAAUAUUUCAGACAUUAUGGACUGAACUAUUCUUGAUAAUGUGAAUUGUGAUAGAAUAAGAAGCCAAAUUGAAUUAUUAGGGUGAAAUUAUUUUAAUCAUAAGAUUUUUAGGUUUUUGAGCACGAUUAAAAAGAAAAAAAUUCCUUCUGAUUUUUUUAGAGGAAAAAUUUAUAAGAAAGCCCAAAAAAACUUCUUUUUGAGCUCGAAAAUAGUGUCAAAAAGUUUCUUAGAAUCUACUUCCCCCCCCCCCUUUUUUUUAAAGACUUCUUUGAAACUUUCUAAACUUUUUUUUCUGGCUCUCACGUUCCUAACACUUUUAACCUUUUUAAAAAAUGGUGAAGUAAACUUCUAAUAAUUAUCCAGGAAAAGGCGCUAAUAUGGUCUCAAAGACCUUUUCAGAAAAAUUUUUGGAGUUCCCCGAUGUAGGACAAUUUCAGAGGAAGCUUAAUUCUUCUACAGUACUCAAAAACUCGAAAAAGUAUCCGACUUUCCUUUUUAAAAAUAAUUUUUUUUGAAGGUGAAACUGAUCACGACGGCGAUGGACGAGCUCUCGCACGACUUCUUUCUGAAACCGGGAAUGGGAAAUUUCGGCGACCGCUACUACGGAACUUGCACCGAUUUGACUUUUGAAGAGCCUCUCGAAGUCUAA
Molecule: messenger RNA, 4581 nt
Organism: Caenorhabditis auriculariae
Lineage: Eukaryota; Metazoa; Nematoda; Chromadorea; Rhabditida; Rhabditidae
Source: the annotation of a GenBank genome assembly